Messenger RNA from Oncorhynchus masou masou (cherry salmon), 2647 nucleotides. RefSeq names its product zinc finger and BTB domain-containing protein 7C. NCBI's taxonomy places the organism in Eukaryota, Metazoa, Chordata, Actinopteri, Salmoniformes, Salmonidae. Gene Ontology annotation, molecular function: RNA polymerase II cis-regulatory region sequence-specific DNA binding; protein binding; DNA-binding transcription factor activity, RNA polymerase II-specific. The transcript is spliced from 3 exons. Bases 363 to 2417 code for a protein of 684 amino acids. The record is from RefSeq and is a predicted model, not a curated record. Gene Ontology annotation, biological process: regulation of transcription by RNA polymerase II.
UCCCUGCCUGCCGUCUCUCAACUCCUCUGUUGCUCUGCUCACCAGCCUGUUUACGUCUGCCAGGGACACACACACCUCUCUCCGCUCCGGUCCGGUCUGGCGGUCCACUGUUAACCUCCUUUAGCUGCUACUUGUCUUUGUAUUGGUUUUUGGAAGUGUUGGAUAUUUCCUGGUUUUUGUGAAUGGGCGGCCGAUGCGAGGUGGCUGUGACUGUGAAUGGACUGACUGACUGUCAGCUCUGCGUACACUAUUCUGAAGAGGCAAUGUGACAGGUCUCUGGACACCACUGGUAGACUCUGAAUUAUAAACAAACGGAAAGAAAGGAAUUAAGAAGAUCAGUGAGAGGAGAAGGAGAGUCGAGGAUGGGCCACAGUGAAGAUGACCUGAUUGGGAUUCCGUUCCCCAACCACAGCAGUGAUGUCCUGUGCUGCCUUAACGAACAGCGCCUCGCCGGGUUGCUCUGUGACGUGGUGCUCAUCGUACGCGACCAGGAGUACCAGACCCACCGCUCGGUCCUCGCCGCCUGCAGCAUGUACUUCAAGAAGCUCUUCACCGUGGCCUCGGACGGAAGGGACAAGCACAGUGUGUAUGAGAUAGACUUCGUGGCCCCGGAGUCACUGACGGCCAUCUUGGAGUUCGCCUACACAUCCACGCUAACGGUGACGGCGUCCAACGUGAAAGAAAUUCUUGGAGCGGCUCAGAUGUUGGAGAUCCCCUGCAUCGUCACCGUCUGUCUGGAGAUUAUGGACUCUGGCAAGGGAGGAGGAGGAGAGGGAGAUGAGGAGGAAGACGAAGAGGAGGAGGAACAGGAGGAGGAGGAGGAGGAAGAGUCGAGGAAGGACGAGCAGGAGGUUCACGAGGAGGACAACGCCAGUGAGUGGUCAACGAGGUCGUCAGAGAGUCAGGACCAGGCCGAGUCGGAGAGAGGAGCACCACCCAGUACCUCUCAGUACCAGCACCAGUAUGAGCUGCAGAGGAACAGGAAGUGCACAGACAAAGACUCUCAGUGUGAGAAACCCAGCCCGGAGCAUGAGCGCAUGGAGAGCCGAGCCCUCAAGGACUUUUCCAUUGAGUCUCUGCUACAGGAAGGGCUGUACCCUAAACUGCCAUCAGUCCUGGACAGGAGGGACAACUUUUCCCCUCUGCUCCCUGGCUUCUACCCUCCCAUGUGGGCUGCAGAGUUCCCAGGUUUCCCCCCGCAGGUCCUAGACCCCAGCCACCACGCCCAGACCCAGACCCUCCACCGUUCCUCCCACCCUUCUCAACUGGACAACCGACCCUUAGACCUGGCCGUGAAGAGAGAGGUCGUCAAGGAGGAGCUGAAGGAGGAAGUCCCUCCCAGUAUGCUCCACAGUGACUUCCUGAAAGACUUAAUGACCUCCGGCCUGGGGGUGGGGGUGGUACGGUCCGAGGGGCCUCACCUCCACCCGGGUCAGAUAAAGCAGGAGGAAGGCUUCCGCUCAUACCUGAGCUUCCUGAGUGCAUCAAGCCACCUGGGGGCACUGUUCCCUCCCUGGCAGAUGGAGGAGGAGAGGAAGAUGAAGCCCAAAGCAUCCCAGCAGUGUCCCAUCUGUAACAAGGUGAUCCAGGGGGCGGGGAAACUACCCAGACACAUGAGGACUCACACAGGAGAGAAACCAUACAUGUGCACCAUCUGUGAGGUGCGCUUCACCAGGCAAGACAAGCUGAAGAUCCACAUGCGGAAGCACACAGGAGAGCGGCCCUACGUCUGCCUCCACUGCAACUCUAAGUUUGUCCACAACUACGACCUGAAGAACCACUUGCGUAUCCACACAGGGGUGCGGCCCUACCAGUGUGAGCACUGCUACAAGAGCUUCACACGCUCAGACCACCUGCACCGGCACAUCAAGAGGCAGAGUUGCCGCGUCUCACGCCCUCGACGAGGCCGCAAGCCCGCCGCCUGGCGCUCAGCCAACAACUUCCUGCAGGGCCCUCCUGACUCGGCCAAUCACCACGAGGAUGGCAAGGGCGGCUGCCGGCUCCUGACCUCCUCCCAUCGAGGCGUUAGAGGUCACGGUCUGGGCCUAGGGGAGAGAGAGAGACAGGCCCUGGGUGGUAAGGGCCUGGGCUAUAAGGACUUGGACAGUGACAGCAGAGAGAGUCGGGAGGGCAGGGAGGCCAGAGAGGGCCGGGAGGCUAGAGAGGGCCGCGAGGGCCGGGAAGCUAGAGAGGCCAGAGAGGGCCGGGAGGCUAGAGAGGCUCGCCAUCACCAGUCAGACAGGAAGCAUGUGGUUGACAAGGUGGAGCUGGAGAGACAGAGGGGUGUGUUCACCUUUGCCCUGGCGGGGCCUGGGGGGGAAGUCCUUACUCACCCUCCAUUUUACACCCCGACCCCUAACCCCUGGACCAUUAGACUGGAGAACCACGCCUCUCCCAUCCCUGAGCCGACCAACUGACACAGAUUAAAGAUGAUAGAACAGAGACAGUGCCGGCCAACUGACACUUGAACAGAGAGAGAGCCGGCCAACUGACACCUGAACAGAGAGAGAGCCGGCCAACUGACACCUGAACAGAGAGCGAACCGGCCAACUGACACUUGAACAGAGAGAGAGCCGGCCAACUGACACCUGAACAGAGAGAGAGCCGGCCAACUGACACCUGAACAGAGAGCGAGCCGGCCAACUGA